UGCACGGGCUUUCCCGCCGCGGCGGCGGGCUGCGGUUUCCUUCCCUCCUUUACGCAGAGCUGCCCCCGAGGACGGCCCUGCGGCUGCUCCCGGGGCUGCGACGCUUCCCUGGCAAGGGGAAGGCUGCUCACCCCAUUGCAUGGAGAGGAACGCUGAGCCCUCCACAGGCAGCAAAGAGGGGUUCCCAGGCACGGGCAGAGGCUCGGUGUCAUCCACGGCGCCCCUGCCUCUACCGGCUUCCCGACCUUUUGACCGGGCACCGCCAAGGGACAGGAGUAGUGGCUGCGCUCCGAGUGUGGGUCUGGCGCCUUCCCCACUGGGCACCUUCUUCUUCCGCCACUCACAGGCUUCCAGACGCUUCAGGGGAGUGGGCGCUUCUGGGUGGGGAAAGUUCAGGGAUCGUCAGGCUUGUACAAUACCAGGGCCUAUGCCAAGCAACCUGCUGGUAGAGGGAAGGAGGCAGACAAGCCACUACUUGUUCCAGCCCACAGGCAGCUGAUGGGACUCGAGUGGCUGGGUUAAAGCCCGUCUUGGGGGGCCCAGGCCUCAGAGCUGACUUGACCCUGGCUUUGGACGUGCUAGCUCUGAAACAUUUUCGUAGAAAAUCUGGUCUUGGUCAGUUGAGAAGAUCCAGAGCUUGGUGGUGGUGAGGAAUGUGGAAGGUGGGUUUGGCUCUGCAGAGUUUUGGGCAGGACAAGGGGAGCUCAGGACUGCAUGGGAGAUGCGGGGCCCCAAUGGUGGAUAGCGGCUGCUGCAGCUCCUAGAAGGUGCGCAUGACACUGUUAAUGAACAGUACUGUAAAUGGUCUUCCAGUGGGUUUGCUUCUGAGGAAUCCUGGAGAUAGGAAGAGGAACCUGGUGGGAAGAGGAGCAGAAAAAAUGUGUGGGAAUGGGGGAAAAGCUUGCAGGUGGAGGGAGAGGGAGAGGGAAGAACACAACCACAGGGGAGGAAGAGCCCAACUGGAAGAGAGAGAGAGGAGAUGAAGCUGAGAGGAGAAAGGGGGGAAGGGGGAAGUGAUGGGCAAAACACAAGGAAAGAGGCUGGAGGGUGAGACCAUGAGGAAGGCUGAGCUGAUGCCCAGAGGAGAAAAGAAAAGGGGGUUGGUUUUAGGCAGGGACAGUCCAAGGGUCCAGUCAUGCCAGGGUCUCUCCAGAGACCUGUGGAUGGAGAUGAUGGACCAGGAUGGGAGGCAGGUAAGGAUGGAUGGCCGAUCUGAGAUGUCCCCACAUCUCUCUGAACCUGCAACAAAGAUACUUUCUGAGGCUGCCCCAUAGAGGCAGAGGCUGGUGGACAGAAGGAAAAAAAGAGGAGGGAGAAGAGUCAGCCCUGCCAGAUGCAAGUCACAGCGUUAACCCUAGGGUGUCCAUCCAGAUUCUUCUCUGAGGCAGAACUGGGGCCCUAGAUCCAGGGGCGGCCCCCUUUGGUCACCUUUAAAGUCAGCCUCCUGUAUGUGCUCCCCAAACUAAUGCCUGAAAUUUCUCCAAAAUUCAGGCAUCCGUUGGGGUUAAGCAUUGCCCUCACCUCACUGUCCUCAAGCACCUAUAUCUUGACAUGCCUGUGACAGGAUUGUCUUCCUGAGCAUCCCUUUCCCCAGGGUCCUUUCCUCAUACCAUUUAUACCAGGGUCUCAGAGCCUCAAUGGCAGCCAGCCUGGGACAGAGACACACUUUCUGCAUGGCCCAGUUUCCUCCGAUGGGUGUCGAACCCCAGAUUCCUGGGCAGCCAUUCUCAUCCAGGGCUGCCUCCCCAACUGCCCAACAGAACUCCAAGCCCCCUCAUGGCUGUUCUCCCCCUCCUCCACAUUCCCCUUUCCUCAGGCCAGGCCAGGACCUGCACGGUCCCUGUGCUGAAUGGCACUGGGCCACCCUAUGCCUCUUCCCUCCAGACCUCCCUCUUUCUCUCUGCCUCCAACUCCUCUCCAUCCUUCAAGGCCUCACUAAGGCCCCUUCUCCCUGCAACCUCCCUGGUAACCCGGCCAGAGCUGCAUCUCCUCCCCGGUAAGAACUGGCACGCGUUUGGGCCUUUCACUAUGUGUAAAUCAGCAUGUUGUUGUGAGCUGUUUCAUAGCCUCUCUGUGUUUUUCCAAUGUGCUAUUUAUUUGCAGUAUUUGUCUCAUCAUCUGUAUUACUGGGACUGAGCCCAGAUCCCAGAGGCCAGGGAGGUGCCAACCCUCACCCCACCCUGCCGGUAUUUCCCUAAAUCUGGGGGCGUCAGCUGACAGGAGGCUCAGGAGCUCUCAGGAGGCAACCUGGAGCUAGGAAAGAAAGCUCAAGGGUCUCUCUGCCUCUGGCUGGACAAAGGGAGACCUAAGGCCAGGAGAGGGCAGAGGGUACCUCAGUGAGGAGGAGGGAAGGAAGAAGAAGUGACACAGUAUUAGGAGCUAUUUCCAUCACUCUGCAAGUGAGCAGUGACAGGGCCAGGUGGGUGCUGAAAGGAGGGAGAGACCUCAGAAAAAUGUCCCCACCAUGAUAAGAGCUGGGCUGGCUGGAUGCAGAGCUUGAUAGGGCUUCGCUAGCCGGUGUCAGCCAGGGCUGGCUCAGAGCUAGCAUUGGUACCUGCAGUCAAUUGGUUGGGAUCCUCAAAACAUACACCCAGCGCUCCAAGAGGUCUCUGGCAAGGAAUGGGUUCCCAGUGAAACUGAGUUUGAGACCACUGGUUGUGCCAGGGGCAGAGCCAGGCCUUUCUGUGGAGCCAGGUGGGAAGAAGGCCUGGGCCCAGGAAAAACUCUCUGGCUUGCAGUCUGGAACCUGGUGCAUGAAUGUAAACUUGGGAGGAGUGGGCUGCUCAGAAGGUGCCUAGCUCAGUACUUGAUGUUGCAGGGACAGGAUAAUGGGCAGAUGCAAGUCCUGCCCUCAAGGAUUUUCCUGUGUAAUGAGGAAUUUAGACAGGUAGGCAUAUUAUUUAUGUUAUCAUCAGAAGUUUAACAUGUAGUCAGGCUUGGCCUGGGUGGAUCUGGGAAGGCUUCUUGGAGGAGGUAACUUUUGAGUUGUUAUCAAUGGAGAGCAAGUUUGUGUCAUGGCUGUUAGGAAAUCCCAGCAAAGCUGCAUUUGGGGACCACUGCAUCCUGGAGUGAGGGACAGAGUCUGUAGAACUGUAGGUAUAAAGUCUUUGUUUUUCUGCCCUCAGCAGGGCCUGGGAGCUUCUGGGGAGAGUAAGAGCUGGGAAGAAAUGACACCUUCUCUGUCGCAGACAUGGCUGGGCCCCCGGCUGCUGUUGACCUGUCUCCUGGUGAGCACGAGUGUUACCGAGGCGGUGCCAGAAUACUGUAGCCAUUUGAUUAGGGAUGGCCAUCUGACGAUCCUACAGCAGCUGAUUGACAGUCAGAUGCAGACCUCGUGCAAAAUUCCCUUUGAGUUUGUAGACCAGAACCAGUUGAAUGAUCGCGUGUGCUACCUUAAGAAGGCAUUUCUCCUGGUGCAAGACAUAAUGGAGGACACCUUGCGUUUCAAAGACAACACCCCCAAUGCCAAUGCCACCAUGCAGCUUCAGGAACUUUCUAUUAGGCUAAAGAGCUGCUUUACCAAGGAUGAUGAAGAGCAGGACAAGGCCUGUGUCCGAACUUUCACUGAGACGCCACUUCAGUUGCUGGAGAAGAUCAAGAAUGUCUUUAACGAAACAAAGAAUCUCCUUACAAACGACUGGAAAGUUUUCAGCAAGAACUGCAGUGACAGCUUUGCUAAAUGCUCCAGCCACGAUGUGGUGACCAAGCCUGAUUGCAACUGCCUGUACCCCAAAGCCACCCCUAGCAGUGACCUGGCCUCUGUCUCCCUUCGCCAGCCCCUCACCCCCUCAGCGGUCCCUCUGGCUGGCUUGACCGGGGCUGACUCUGAGGGGACAGAGGAUGGUUCCUUCUUGCCCAGUGAGCAGCCCCUUCAUGCAGUGGACCCGGGCAGUGCCAAGCAGCGGCCAUCCAGGAGCACCUGCCAGAAUUUUGAGUCUCCGGAGACCCCAGGUGUCGAAGGCAUCCCCACCUCUGGUUCACCUCAGCUCCACCCCUCUGUCGGGGCCCCCACCCCUGGGAUGGAGGAUGUUCUUGACUCCGUGUUGGGCACUGACUGGGCCCUAGAAGAAGCCUCUGGAGAGGCUAGUGAGGGUUCUAUACCCCAAGGGUCUGAGCUUUCGCCCUCCAGGCUGGGAGGGAGCAGCAUCCAGGCAGAGACCACUGGGCCCAGCAAUCUCUUCUCGGCAUCUUCUCCAGUUGCCAGAUCAACAGCAGGCCAGAAGCCAGCACACAUAUCUGGCACCCCCUUGCCCGGUGUGGGCCCUGUCCAGCCCAUGGGCCAGGCCUGGAAUCACAUACCUGAGAAGCCAGACAGUCUAUUGGCCCUGCCCAGAGACCAUCAGGAGCCAAGUACUCCCAGGACUCCGUCGCUGCGCCCACAAGGCCUCAGUAGCUCCUCCACCCUCUCUGUUCAGCCAAGGCUUCCCAGAAGCCACUCAGGGGGCAGUGUGCUGCCCCUUAGGGAGCUAGAGGGCAAGAGGAGCACCCGGGAUCGGAGGAGCCCCACAGAGCUGGAAGGAGGACCAGCAAGUGAGGGGGCGGCCAGGCCCCAGGCCCGUUUUAACCCCGUUCCUUUGACUGACACAGGCCAUGGGAGGCAACACGUGCAACACUCUGACCCCCAGCUCCCCGGGUUUGUCUUCCACCUGCUGGUGCCCAGCAUCAUCCUGGUCUUGCUGGCCGUUGGUGGCCUCCUGUUCUACAGGUGGAAGCGACGGAGCCAUCGAGAGCUUCAGACAGUGGAUUCUCCCAUGGAGCAGCCAGAGGACAGCUGGGCGCACAGGACAGUUUCUCCAUGGGAGGAGAAGUUAUGGGGGCAUCCACCACCAUCCCUCCCCAGCCAUUCUCCUGGGAUGGUGGCCUGCCCACUAUGAGCACCCCCGCCUGCCAGGACUGGAACAGAGCAGCCAGGCUGGGGUUCCUCUGCCCUCAACCCUCUCUGUCCCUUGACUGACUGAGAGAGUGCCAGGGGGUGCUCCCUGAGAUACCGAUAUUUAUUGUGGGGCCUGGAGGCUCCCAUCUGCUUGAAGAAGGCUGGCAAGCGUGUCUCAGGACCCUUGGCCCCCAGGGGCUGUGCCCUCCCCACAUUCCCCUCCAAGCCAACACCUGGGCGAGAAACCCAGAGGCCUGUGGGAUGAGGGAGAACAGGGCAGGGGCUGAGGAAUGGAAGAGCCCUUAUGCCUAGAGGACCCACCUGGUGCCAAGAGAUUCCAGCAUCAGCAAGCAAGGACUUGUCUCCAAGGAUAGGAGCAUGAGAUUGGCAGGGUGAGACAGCAUCAGCUGGAUUUCCUGAAAACACAUGCAGCUGAGGUAACAGGAAGAGGCGGUCUCUGGGCCUGCCGGUCUGCACCAACAGCAGAGGGUUCUACACCCUCGGCUCAUCUAAGUGUCCUAUCUGGUUGCUGGGUAGAGAAGGGAGGCCAGCCCUGUCCUCAGGACCUGCCUGGCCUGCUCCUGACGCCUAGGGGAGGACCAAGGUCUGGCCUCUGCUCCCACUUCCUUCCAGCCCCUGCCAGAGCGUCUUCAGGAAGCCACGCAGAGGCUGCCCCUCAUGAAGGAAACCAUUGAUUGCACUGUGAACACUGAACCUGCCUGCUGUACAGCCUGCCCUGGCUGUCCCGGGGGAAACAGUUGUCCGUCCUCCCACCCGUCCAGCCUUUCCCAGCUUCCCGCGCUGAGCACCGAGCUGGCCUUGCCUGUUGACGGAAGGAGCCCUUAAGCCCUAACCUUCUCCUGACCCGGCCUUUGACACCCCACGGAGGAGUUGGGUGGGAGAACCGCCCGGGCUGCUAGCCAGAGCUGGUCUUUAGGCUAUGUCGUUCGCCCAGGUUUCUGCAUCUUGCACUUUGACACUCCCAAGAGGGAAGUGAUUGGUGGGAAGGAGGGAAGGGCAGAGACAGAAAACGGGUGCAGGGUGGAGCUCUGACAGAAAAUGGGUCUUUGAUAUUAUGGCUCCUGGCCCCUGAUCCCCAGCCCAAUCUCCUUCCCCCCUACCAGGCUCCCGCCCCAACCACAGUUUAUGGCUGCUGCCGGCAGGCACCUGGAGCUCAGUAGGUUAUCUCUGCUAGGAGCCUGGGGCUGGGCUGCCACCUGUACUGGCACCCAGCUCCCCUUCUCUUCCCAUACUUGUUCUUUCCUGACCCCAGUAGGCAGUUGAUACCCUCCAACUCUCACUCCAGCCCCCACUACCACCACCUCUCUGGCCAGGCAAGCCAGGAUGGGAAAGGGGCCAGAGGGGAUCAGGGCACCUUUUUUCAUCUCUGCUUAUGAGGGCCUUAGCUUCCUGGGCCUAGCCCAUGGCCGUGGCUCAACGGCGACAGGGCUGUCGAUUGCCCUUGGCCCCUUUGUGCUGCUGUGUCCCUCCUUGGCUGCCCUGCCACUGAAGACCCUGCCCUGCCUGGGCUACUAUCCCAGGGCUCAGGGUCUUCCCUUACUGCCCCGAAAAGGGAGGCUCGCUGGCUCCUGCCUGCCCAGGUUGAUGCAGACAGCCGAGGGAAGGGCAGCGAACUUUCACUGAGGACUCAUUCUUCUGGUCACAAACUCUAUAUUUGAUACUAGAAAAUACACAUUUAAAAAUGGAAGCUUGGAAGAAAAAAAAAAAAAAACCCCAGAAAAAAGGCAUUACCCCUCCUUAAACAUACAGUAUUUUAAAAGUCAAAAAAGCAUGUCCAACCCACCGCAGAAGCUCUUUGUGAGUGCUUGGUGACAUAGAAGCGGGGCGGGCCCCAGAGCCGCCUCUGGGUGUCUCCUCUGACUGCACAGGAAUCCCUUCUUUUCUCCGGGAAAGCUGAGAGGGAACAUUGGCUCACGCACUGUGAGAUUUUGUUUUUAUACUUGGAAGUGAAUUAUUUUAUAUAAAGUCAUCUAAAUAUCUAUUUAAAAAAAAAUAGGAAGCUGCUUAUAUAUUUAAUAAUAAAAGAAUUGCACAAGCUGC
Molecule: messenger RNA, 6934 nt
Organism: Loxodonta africana (African savanna elephant)
Lineage: Eukaryota; Metazoa; Chordata; Mammalia; Proboscidea; Elephantidae
Gene: CSF1
Product: colony stimulating factor 1
Exons: 7
Coding region: 3015-4874 (619 amino acids)
Biological process (GO): osteoclast differentiation; positive regulation of macrophage differentiation
Cellular component (GO): membrane
Molecular function (GO): growth factor activity; cytokine activity
Source: RefSeq, a predicted model, not a curated record